CCCGAGAAGAAGAAACCACCGGCGGAGCUUCAGCAAACUCAAGAGCCUCCAAGAGCGAACGAAAUGGUGCAGCGCAGGAUUAGACUGAGGGAAUUGCAAGAGAAGACGCUGAGGAAGCUGGAAGAGCAGCUCCGGGAGGAUAGGAGACGGAAGACUUCGUCUGGCACGCUUCACGUGGUGAACAAGAGUAGGCUUGGAGAGGGGGAAAACCAAGAACCGUCCCAGACCGAAGUCGAGACGAAAAAGACAAAACAGUGGACGCUAAUGAAAGGAAUCAGCCAUGAAGACCCUAUAAGGAAUUUCGUGGGGCAGCAACAGGAGGAGGAGCAGAAGGGUGAGAAAAUGGAAUCUGUGAAGUGCGAGAAUGAAGGAAUGCCUGGCAACCUCGGAGGCCAGCUCGAGGAAGACAGCGGCCAGCUUACAGAGAUGCAACAGCAACACGACAACCAUGAAGAGGAUCCGUCAGAAACGAAGAUGACAAACGAAGACGACAUCGCCCGUUCUCAGUUGCAGAAGCAAAACCAAGAACUAGAACCAAAGCUUGUUGAGCCACAGAAGGAUGAAGAGGAGCGGGUGCCGGGACCAUCCGAAAGGCCCGCCUCAGAGAAGGAGAAAGCGACGCAAGAGGCCCCCAGCAGGGGACUCCCAGAAUUCCCUUCUCCCCGGGAAAAGGACGAGGAGGGAAAACGCCUCGAGCGCUGGGAGAACGUGGAAACGGAGAGCGAGUCCGAUUCCAGCCAGGAGCGACAGGACGAACGCUCGGUUCCGUCGCUCGAGGUCCACGAGCAAAAUGCCGUGCAGGAAGAGGCCACGGGACACGAGGUGGUACCCUCAAAUGAAGAGGACGCUGGCCAUCUUCAGGACGAGGAGCCAAACGAAGAACUGAAACCGCCCACGACUGAGACGAAAAACGAACAGGAACAGGUGCAGGAGCCAUCUCUGUCGCACGCCUCGGAGAAAGCCACGACGCAAGAGGCGCCCAGCAGGGAACUCGGAGAGGAUCCGCAGGAGAACGAGAAUUGCUUCGGGAGCGGAGACGGCGUGGGGACGGGGAGAAGUCUCGGCUCGAGAAAGGAGCUGCCGAACGAACACCGAGUUCUGAUACACGACUUUCGAGAGAAAAAAACCGUGCCGGAUGAGUUCAUGGCAAGCACGACGAAACCUGUACGUGAAGAGAGUUCCGACCAUCACCCGGCCGAGAAGCAAAACGAAGAACUCGAACUUCAGUCGACGAUGGUAUGUGCACGGAUCCCCAAAAUCUUGAAAUGGCAGACAUACGUUGGCUCCUCGAUCUGGGAGCAAAGUGGACGUUAUAGCGUUCUUCCACUCGGUUUUCACUACCCUCCUUACGCUUACCUAUCCGCACCGGUGUUCGUGGUCGGCGUCCGGAAUCCCCUCGCAGUCGCAUCUCCCGCUUCCCGGAGGACCUCCAUAUACACGGAUUAA
Darwinula stevensoni is the source of this 1446-nucleotide messenger RNA. Lineage: Eukaryota; Metazoa; Arthropoda; Ostracoda; Podocopida; Darwinulidae. The record is from the annotation of a GenBank genome assembly.